AUGUACCUCUCAACCGCAACCGUGUGCGUGCUGGGCGCCCUGCAGCCAGUCCUCGGCUCGCCCGCCCCCCAACGCGUUCCUAAAGACGGAAGCCAGAAUGUCAUUAUAUCCGACUGGCUCACAGCCACCAAGACCGUCAUCAACUACUAUGCCCCGGACCCCAAGUGCGGCGGCCACCGCCCAUGGGUCGGCAUGUGGCCGGCUGACGCCUGCAAUCCCUAUGCUGCCGACUUCAAAGCCUGGGCCUACGUGAAGAAGACUCAAGGCUAUGAUGACAUCGCCACGGUCGAGUUUGACAAUGCGCAACUCGGACCCGGCGAGUUCAAAGCCGCCUUUGUCUGCGAGGACGGCAAGCGACAGCCCUGGAUGCUCUCCAAUACGUACAAGAUUGACGAGGCGCCCCCUUCUAAGCCGGGCCAAUGUGUCCAUCGACAGAGCUCCUGGCAGACGACUUGGAAGUAUACCGCGUGCGACAAGGUCGAGAAUGAUCUCUGCUAUGACAGCCCAUUGACCUACAUUGCCUGCAGUGACUGCAGAGAGCAGUGUGGCCGACAGUCCGGCUAG
Molecule: messenger RNA, 564 nt
Organism: Metarhizium brunneum ARSEF 3297
Lineage: Eukaryota; Fungi; Ascomycota; Sordariomycetes; Hypocreales; Clavicipitaceae
Source: RefSeq, a predicted model, not a curated record